AAUGGUGACGAUCUCUUCAAUAUUUGGGCGACGGGAGGAUUACGGGCUUAAAAAGCAAAGGCAUAUUGCCAGCCUUUAGUUUCUCUUAAAAAAUACGACAUUCACGCCUUCCGCUUUCUUGCGUACCUGCGACUUAGUAAUAAUUCGCUUCCACCUAUAAAAUAGGUGACUACUUGGACGGUUCGGACCAGCAAGGAAUAUUUGGCAUACCCACCUCGUUCACGAUGAGUAGUGAACCCACAUCCACGAAGCCCAAUCCUCCCGAGCGAUCGGAUUCAUCUUCCUCAUCAUCCGUCGAGACAACGGAGAUACAUAACCCUAUUCCUGUCCGACCGCGACUACCCAACCGGAAAAGCAGUGGCACACUUAUAGUCCCUCGGGAUUCUUCUCAAGUCGGCCCUGUUGAGCCAGAUCUGGAGCCGGACGAUGUUAGAGCAAUGAGCCCAAGGAGGACUAGUGAGGAUAUUGAGGUUAUGGGACGCGAAGCGCGAGAAGAGCUCCACAAACACGCGAGAGCAUUACAAGAUUCUCUCCUUAUGAUAUUUAAUAGGAUAGAAGCUGUGAAGGAGGAACACGACAAGUUAGAUAACCACAACAAGUUCCUACAAAAAUAUAUCGGCGAUCUGAUGAGCACGAGUAAGAUCACUUCAACUACUAGGGGCAGGAAGUGAAGUCCUAUCACAGGAGGGAUGUUGGAGGAGGAAAGCUAGAAGAAGAAGAAGAUUACAGCCGCCAUAUCACGACGAUGGCGCCUAUGAUACCCAUACCGAAUA
Hypoxylon fragiforme is the source of this 773-nucleotide messenger RNA. RefSeq lists its product as uncharacterized. The coding region runs from base 225 to 671 and encodes 148 amino acids. The record is from RefSeq and is a predicted model, not a curated record. Gene Ontology annotation, cellular component: trans-Golgi network. The transcript has 2 exons. Lineage: Eukaryota; Fungi; Ascomycota; Sordariomycetes; Xylariales; Hypoxylaceae.